Molecule: messenger RNA, 1098 nt
Organism: Dermacentor albipictus
Lineage: Eukaryota; Metazoa; Arthropoda; Arachnida; Ixodida; Ixodidae
Product: cuticle protein 16.5-like
Source: RefSeq, a predicted model, not a curated record
CAGACAGGAGUUGUUUGUUGGUGGUGUACGUACAGCAGACACACUGGUAGCCAUGUUUCGUGCUCUUCUCGUGGUGGCGAUGGCCAGUAACGCAUUCGCUGGCUUCAUCGGUGGUGGCUACGGGGCCGCCGUCACCGGUCUCGCCCCCGCCAGCUACGCCGUGGCAGCCCCGGCCGUGGCGACCUACCACGCCGCCCCUGCAGUAACCACCGUUCACGCCGCCCCGGCAGUGGCCACCGUGCAUGCUGCUCCUUCCGUCGCGACGCUCUCCAGGUUCCAGAGCUACCACGCCGCACCAGCCGUCGCCGCCGUGGCCCCGGCGGUCACAACCUACCACGCUCCGGCGCCGGUCUACUCCGUCGCCCCUGCCGUUGCUAGGGUCGCCACCUUUCGCGCCGCUCCGGCCUUCGUUGCCGCCCCGGCUGUGACCCGAGUGCACACCUACCACGCAGCGCCAGCCGUAGUCGCUGCCCCAGCCGUCACCAGGGUGCUUCACGCAGCUCCGGCAGUGGCCUACGCCGCCCCGGCAGUCACAAGGGUCGCCUACGCCGCGCCGGCCGUCGCCAGAGUCGCCUACCGCGCUGCCCCCGCGGUGGCCUACGCCGCGCCGGCCUUUACCAGGGUCGCCUACCAUGCUGCGCCCGCCGUCGCCACCGUACACGCCGCACCAGCCGUUGCUGUGGCAGCUCCCGCCGUGACCAGGGUGGCCGCCUUCCAUGCAGCACCGGCUGUGGUGGCUCACGCUCCUGCGGUGACGACCUUCCACGCCGCGGCACCAGCUGCCACCGUCACUCGUGUUGAGACGGUGCAUCACACGGCCCCGGCCGUCGCGACAGUCGCGGCUGCUCCGGCCGUGGCCGCUGUGGCUCCUGCCUAUGGUGUGAGUCACUACGGCGUGGGAUACGGGCUUUUGCCCACAUAUGGUCUCAACUACAAGUACGGCCUGGCUGGCCUUGACUACGCGGCUCUUCUCCACAAGAAGAAAUAAACAAAGGCGGAGUCCCAGCAAAGCAUCGGCCAUUGCACCUAAAUAAAGUGCCAUGGUUGCCAUUUUUUUCACUGUUGUAUACUUUCCAAAUAAAAGCUUCGUCAAAAAUA